Messenger RNA from Halichondria panicea, 514 nucleotides. RefSeq lists its product as uncharacterized. The transcript is spliced from 3 exons. Gene Ontology annotation, cellular component: mitochondrion. The record is from RefSeq and is a predicted model, not a curated record. The coding region runs from base 58 to 312 and encodes 84 amino acids. NCBI's taxonomy places the organism in Eukaryota, Metazoa, Porifera, Demospongiae, Suberitida, Halichondriidae.
GCCUACGCUAACCUUUGACCCCAAUUCCAUACGACAACAAAGCUAAGAAGCUAAGCCAUGUGGUGCAGACUAACCCAGCUCAUUCUCCAAGGGAGAGUCCAGACCUCCACAUCCUUAGUCCGCCGUUCUCUGAGCAGUGUUACUAGUAACUCCUCCUCAGGUGGCAAAGGUGACUCCUCCCAGAGCACCAGCGGCAAAGACACCUACCAAGUCCCUGAGUAUCAUCGGUACAAACCGUUCUCCUAUUAUGACAUCGACGUGGCGAUGGUGAAGCACCGUCUAGAGCAGCCUCAGCCUGGGGGCAAGUACUAGAGGAACACUCAGAGAAUAUUGUGUAAGGUAUUCUUUAUGUUGGUGUAUUUAUCAGCGCUUUAAGUUUAGCACCUGCGUGAGGUGAUUAUCAGUGUUUUGUGUAUCAGUACGACCUUCAUGCAAUUGAUUUUGAUUAGCUAGUAUUAUCAUCGACAUUAUUGCUUGUACAUAUAGCACAAAUUUAAGGUUAUACAGUCCUGUG